AUGGGCUGGUCGCCCCACAGCCUCGGCGUGCACAAGCUGCUGGGGCCGCUGCGGCCCCUGGUCACGCCCGUCGUCGACGCGGCGUCGCGGCGGCGCCUGGCGAGGUGCGUCAACGUCGCCGACCUGCGCAUCGCGGCGGAGAAGCGCAUGCACCGCAUGUGCUUCGGUUACCUCGACAGCGGCGCCGACGACGAGGUGACGCUGCGGCGGAGCAAGGACGCGUUCCUGGAGCGGGAGCUCCACUACCGCGUCCUCGCCGGCACGCGGCCCGAGACGCUCGACGCGUCGGCGACGCUCAUGGGCUCCGACCUCGCGCUGCCCUUCUUCUCGUGCCCCUGCGCGGGGAACCGCAUGUUCCACACGGAGGGCGAGGUCGCCGCGGCGGCCGUCGCGCGCGAGCGGGGGAGCCUCUACUGCCUCUCGACGCUCGCGACGUCGACGCCGGACCAGAAGCCCCCGCGGCUCUUCCAGCUCUACGUCUGGAAGGACCGGGCGCUGGUGCGGCGCAUGCUCGACCUCGCGGCCUCCGCGGACUUCGACCACCUCGCGCUGACCGUCGACCUCACGUGGUUCGGCAACCGCGAGCGCGACAAGCGGCAGGGCUUCACGAUCCCGCCGAGCUACAGCGCGCGGCAGAUCUUGGAUGGGGUGAUGGCCCCGGCCUGGACCUGGGACCUGCUGAGCAGCGACCCCUACACCUACGCGAACAUCGACGAGGACGUGCCCGCGGAGGCGCUCGCGGCCUUUGUGAACGCGCAGCUCGCGUGCGACUUCGACUGGGACGACGCGAAGUGGCUCGUCGGCGAGUGGAAGCGGCUGCGGCCCGGCGGGACCAUCGCGUUGAAGGGCGUCGUGCGCCCGGACGACGCGUUGCGCGCGCGGGACCUGGGCUUCGACUGCGUCUGGGUGUCGAACCACGGGGGCCGCCAGCUCGAUACAGCGCCCGCGCCGCUCGACGUCCUCCCGGCGAUCCGGGAGGCCGUCGGGUGCGACUUCGACCUGAUUCUGGACGGCGGCGUCCAGCGGGGCACGGACAUCGCCAAGGCGCUGGCCCUGGGCGCGUCGGCCGUCGGCGUCGGCAAGCCCUUCCUCUACGGCCUCGGCGCGGGCGGCAAGGCGGGCGUCGACAAAUGCUUCGACGUGCUCGACGCGGAGCUGCGCACGUGCAUGGGCCUGCUCGGCGUGCGGACCGUCGCGGAGUUGAGGGAGCACGGCGGCGACCUCGUCCGGCGGCGCCACCCGAGCUUCCGCGACGCGCAAGGGGCGCGAUACGCGCCGGGCGGCCUCUGCUGA
Messenger RNA from Aureococcus anophagefferens, 1293 nucleotides. RefSeq lists its product as hypothetical. Lineage: Eukaryota; Pelagophyceae; Pelagomonadales; Pelagomonadaceae. The record is from RefSeq and is a predicted model, not a curated record. The transcript has 2 exons. Bases 1 to 1293 code for a protein of 430 amino acids. Gene Ontology annotation, molecular function: FMN binding; oxidoreductase activity.